Messenger RNA from Contarinia nasturtii (swede midge), 914 nucleotides. RefSeq names its product proteasome subunit alpha type-7-1 (gene Prosalpha4). Gene Ontology annotation, biological process: ubiquitin-dependent protein catabolic process. The transcript is spliced from 3 exons. Gene Ontology annotation, cellular component: proteasome core complex, alpha-subunit complex; nucleus; proteasome core complex. The record is from RefSeq and is a predicted model, not a curated record. The coding region runs from base 123 to 872 and encodes 249 amino acids. Lineage: Eukaryota; Metazoa; Arthropoda; Insecta; Diptera; Cecidomyiidae.
AAUUGUACAACAUACAUAUAGCAUUCACAGAAAGAAUUGUUGUCAUCUCAUCGUCGUCCGUCACGAUAAAAACAAAAGUAUUUCAAAUAUUUUCAUUUCGAUAAUAAAUCAAUUAAUUAAUCAUGUCGGCAAGAUACGAUCGUGCAGUUACAAUCUUUUCACCGGACGGACAUUUAUUGCAAGUAGAAUAUGCUCAAGAAGCUGUUCGCAAAGGAUCCACUGCCGUCGGGGUACGCGGAGCCAAUGUAGUUGUGUUGGGCGUUGAAAAGAAAUCGGUGGCAAAACUUCAAGAAGAACGAACCGUUCGUAAAAUUUGCUUAUUGGACAGUCAUGUGGUGAUGGCAUUUGCUGGUCUAACCGCUGAUGCUCGUAUUUUAAUCAAUCGAGCUCAAGUUGAAUGCCAAAGUCACAAACUCAGUGUCGAAGACCCGGUCACAUUGGAAUAUAUCACAAGAUAUAUCGCCGGCUUGAAACAAAAGUACACUCAAAGCAAUGGACGUCGUCCAUUCGGUAUUUCAUGUUUAAUUGGCGGUUUUGAUUAUGAUGGUAAGCCACAUCUAUACCAAACCGAACCGUCUGGUAUUUACUACGAAUGGAAAGGAAAUGCAACGGGCCGUUCGGCGAAAACAGUACGUGAAUUCCUUGAAAAAUACUACAAUGACGACGAAGUCGCAACCGAAGAUGGUGCUGUGAAAUUGGCAAUCAAAGCAUUGCUUGAGGUGGCACAGUCCGGCCAAAAGAAUUUGGAAAUUGCGGUCAUGGAACGUAAUAAACCAUUGAAAAUGCUGGAUGUCGAUACAAUCGAAAAGUAUGUGAACAUCAUUGAAAAGGAGAAAGAAGAGGAAGCCGAAAAGAAGAAGCAAAAGAAGUGAAUCUAAGAUUAAACAUAAAAAAAAACAUUUUCAUGUUGAUGA